CAGCAGACAGUAGAGCACCUGCGCCUCCAGCAUUAUUCACAUCAGAUUGUAUAUGAGCUCUACUUGUAUGACCAAACCAUCGAAUAUAAACCGUGUUCAAGUCGAAACAACAGAUUUCAAGACCUUAGCUAAUUUCCUUUUAAAUCGUUGUAAGGAAACCUGUAUUGUGAAAAUGAGAAGAUAAAUAUUUUCUCAACCCACACGUUUUCUCUAUCUAUGACUAAAUCCCACUCUCUGACCUGCCAUUGUACGUUUGACCUCAACCUGCCCUACGAAAAGGACUUCCUAGAAUAUCUCCCUCACCCAUUGCCAAAACAGACAUUUUCAAAUGCCAAAAAACAGCAAAGCGGUCAAGAGAGAGAUUGACGAUGACGAAGUUACGGAAUCUGUCAAAGAUUUGCUCUCCAAUGAAGACAACUGUGAGGACUCUUUCAAGAAGAGCUCUCUAAUCGUAGGAGAUGUUCCACAGAAUAAGGAGCGGGAUGUUGAGGAGGGUUCAGAGGAGGAGGAGGAGGAGGAGGAGGAGGAGGAAGAGGAAGAGGAAGAGGAGGAGAGGCCCGCCUGGAGCAGCAAGCUCCAGUACAUCCUUGCCCAGGUGGGCUUCUCAGUGGGCCUGGGAAACGUCUGGAGGUUCCCCUAUUUGUGCCAAAAAAAUGGUGGCGGAGCGUAUCUGGUUCCCUACCUCAUUCUGCUGGUGGUGAUAGGCAUUCCCCUCUUCUUCCUGGAGCUAGCAGUGGGCCAGCGUAUCCGUAGGGGCAGUAUUGGGGUGUGGAACUACAUCAGCCCACGUCUGGGUGGCAUCGGCUUCGCCAGCUGUUUGGUGUGCUUUUUUGUGGCUCUUUACUACAAUGUCAUCAUCGGCUGGAGUCUCUUCUACUUCUCACAGUCCUUCCAGCAGCCUCUUCCUUGGAACGAGUGUCCCCUGGUCAAAAACGAAACUAAUACAUAUGUCGAACCAGAGUGUGAGAAAAGUUCAGCCACUACGUACUACUGGUAUCGUGUGGGCCUGGACAUCUCUGAUUCCAUCUCUGAGAGCGGAGGACUUAACUGGAGGAUGACUCUGUGCCUGCUGGCUGCUUGGACCAUGGUGUGUCUUGCUAUGAUGAAGGGUAUACAGUCUUCUGGAAAGGUGAUGUACUUCAGCUCUCUCUUCCCCUACGUGGUGCUUAUUUGUUUCCUGGCUCGUGCUUUCCUGCUCAAGGGUUCUAUUGAUGGCAUCAUCCACAUGUUUACACCAAAGCUGGAAAUCAUGCUGGAACCCAAAGUGUGGCGUGAAGCUGCCACGCAGGUCUUUUUUGCCCUGGGCCUUGGUUUCGGUGGAGUUAUUGCCUUCUCCAGCUACAACAAGCGAGACAACAACUGCCACUUCGACGCUGUGCUGGUCUCCUUCAUUAACUUCUUCACCUCAGUGUUGGCCACUCUGGUCGUUUUUGCUGUUCUGGGCUUCAAAGCUAACAUCAUGAAUGCCAAAUGUGUGGAAAUGAACACAAAGAAGAUCGUUGAUUUUCUUGGAAAAGAAAUCUAUCCAAGCUUGAUCCCUCACCAUAUUAACCUUAGUAAUGUUAGCCCUGAGGACUACCAGCAGAUGACCAGCAUUAUCCGGGGCGUGAUGGAAAACGAUUACCCGGGCCUAGGCUUAGACAGCUGCGAUAUCAAAGAAGAGCUGAACAAGGCAGUGCAGGGAACAGGCUUGGCCUUCAUCGCCUUCACUGAAGCCAUGACCCAUUUCCCAGCCUCACCUUUUUGGUCCGUCAUGUUCUUCCUUAUGUUGGUCAAUCUGGGGCUGGGCAGCAUGUUCGGCACUAUCCAGGGCAUCCUCACCCCCAUUGUGGACACCUUCAAAAUACGGAAGGAAUACCUCACAGUUGGUUGCUGUGUACUUGCCUUCUGUAUUGGUUUAAUCUUUGUCCAGCGAUCUGGGAACUACUUUGUAGCCAUGCUUGACGAUUAUUCCGCUACACUGCCUCUUCUCAUCGUGGUUCUUCUGGAGAACAUUGCUGUGGCCUGGGUGUAUGGCACCGACAAGUUCUUUGAGGAUCUGAAGGACAUGCUUGGUUUCACUCCAUACCGCUUCUAUUACUAUAUGUGGAAGUUUAUCACACCAGUGCUGCUGCUGGGUCUUCUGGCCACAAGCAUCAUUCAGCUGGGACUGUCCCCACCUAGCUACAGCGCAUGGAACCAGCAACUGGCUCAAGAACAGUCUCUCAGCUAUCCGCCCUGGGGCCUUGCUGUCUGCAUCUCACUGGUGGUUACCGCCAUCCUCCCUGUGCCUGUGGUUUUUAUUCUGGGCUAUUUGAAUGUCAUUGACGAGAACGCAGGAGGCCUGUCAAAUGUCUCCUAUAAAAAAGGCAGUAUUAUAAAAGACACUGCUUGUAGGACCAGAGAAGAGGACGAAGAUGACACAAGUCUUCUCAAUGCGAAGACGCCGAGCGAAGCCCCGUCACCCAUGCCAGCCAAUUACUGGAAGCAGAGCGGUCCUGCUUCGAGCGCAGACGUCAUGUUUAACGGUAGCUGCAACGCUGGAUACAUAAUGCCGAAUAUUACAGACAUUCUGGAAUCUGAUUUGUGAGGACCUGUUCAGCCUUAUCUGUAACUGUGAGGACCAGUGUCAUUUCAUUUGCCCUGUAAGAACCUCUUCAUCUAGUUCCUGAGCUUCAAAUGUCAGUCAUCCGAGUAACCAAUCACAGUUCAUUGAGAUGAAUGUUAACGCUAGCAGCCAGUGUUCUCCUAUAGACCUCUUCUAAUAGCCAACUUCCUUUCAAAGGAAAUUUCAACAUUUCUAAAUGUAAUAUAUGUGUACUAAUGCGCCCCCCUACCCCCAUCCCAAUCCAUUGGCCCAACUGUUGCACGCACUUAUCCCCCUCUGUAGGGGCCUGUAGACCUCUGGGUUUAUGCUCUACUGUAGAAUGGCUAUUUGUACAGAUUAUGCUGCAAGUCAGGACAGUUACGGUCCACAAAAUUCAAGAUUAGAAGCAUUUUAGCAGCUUUGGAAAAGUCUAGAAUGUAAAUGAACAUUCAUGUAGAAUGUCUA
This is a messenger RNA of Carassius carassius (crucian carp), 3031 nucleotides long. Its product is annotated as sodium-dependent neutral amino acid transporter B(0)AT2-like. Lineage: Eukaryota; Metazoa; Chordata; Actinopteri; Cypriniformes; Cyprinidae. The transcript has 12 exons. Bases 329 to 2569 code for a protein of 746 amino acids. The record is from RefSeq and is a predicted model, not a curated record. Gene Ontology annotation, molecular function: proline:sodium symporter activity. Gene Ontology annotation, biological process: L-leucine transport; sodium ion transmembrane transport. Gene Ontology annotation, cellular component: membrane.